This is a messenger RNA of Kogia breviceps (pygmy sperm whale), 2945 nucleotides long. The record is from RefSeq and is a predicted model, not a curated record. NCBI's taxonomy places the organism in Eukaryota, Metazoa, Chordata, Mammalia, Artiodactyla, Physeteridae.
GGAUGGGGGUGAGUGAGGGUGUGGCUGAGGGAAAGGGCUGUUUUUAUUGGAUCAGUUGUUACUAGGGUCUUUUGGGAAAAAAGUGGCUUUUCGAGUUGGGCCUUGAAGGCUAUGAAAUAUUAUCAGGAUGCUAUUAAUGUUGUUUUUUCAUUCAACAAACAUUGAGCACCAGCUACCUGCUAAGCACCAGGGGUUCACAAAAUAAUAAGACGUGGAAGCGCAGAAAUGGGUUUUGAGGGAUGAAGAGGAGUUUGCCAGAUGGGCAAGAUGAGGUAAAUGGCUCAGAUGGAGGGAACAGCUUGUGCAGAGCUAUAGACAUGUGAAACAGCAGGCCCACGGUUUUGAUGAGGCUGUGGCUGGAUGUGAAGUACAUCAUGGUUGAGUAAUAAGGCUAGGAAAGGUAGUAGGGACCAGAUCAUGUAGGGUGAUGGAGGGUCAAUGGCAGACGCUGGCCACUCUGAAGGAGUUAAAGGUAGAGACAGCAGGUCUGUUAGCAAGGUCAUUGUCAGGUAAACACUGAUGGCAGCAUGAACACAGGAGAAAACAGUGAGGGUUGCUGUAUGGAGCCUGGACUGGAAAGAAGUGGGAUGACAUAGUGAGCCUCUUUAACACAUGCCUCAAACAUUUACUGAACACCUACUAUGUGCCAGGCACUGUUCUAGGCACUUGGGAUACAUCAGGGAGAAGAACAAUCAUGAGUCAGAGCUGAGCUCUCCCUUAGGACAACUCCCCUCCUCUUAAACUCAGUGUAGGGAUAAGGGGGUGGGGAAGAGCACAGCCCCCCAUCUGCUGCUCAUGGGGCAGGAGGGUGAGGACAGCAGCCCCCUGACCUUGCUUGGGCCUCUCUCUCAGCUCCUCGCCCCGCCCACAGCCAUGGCCACCAUGGUGGCCCAGAAGCUCAGCCACCUCCUGCCCAGUUUGCGGCAGGUCCACCAGAUGCCUCAGCCGUCUGUGCAGCCAGAGCCUGUGUUCAUGGUGGACCGAGCCGAGGUGCCACCCCUCUUCUGGAAGCCAUACAUCUACGUGGGCUACCGGCCGCUGCAUCGGACCUGGCGCUUCUACUUCCGCACACUGUUCCAGCAGCACAACGAGGCGGUGAACGUCUGGACCCAUCUGCUGGCGGCCCUGGUGCUGCUGCUGCGGCUGGCCAUCUUUGUGGGGACCGUGGACUUCCGGGGAGACCUGCAUGCCCUGCCCCUCUUCAUCAUUGUCCUCGCCUCCUUCACCUACCUCUCCCUCAGUGCCUUGGCUCACCUCCUACAGGCCAAGUCCGAGUUCUGGCAUUACAGCUUCUUCUUCCUGGACUACGUGGGUGUGGCUGUGUACCAGUUUGGCAGUGCCCUGGCACACUUCUACUACGCCAUUGAGCCCGCCUGGCAUGCCCAGGUGCAGACCUUUUACCUGCCCAUGGCUGCCUUUCUCGCCUGGCUUUCCUGCGCUGGCUCCUGCUACAACAAGUACAUCCAGAAGCCCGGCCUGCUGGGCCGCACUUGCCAGGAGGUGCCCUCGGCGCUGGCCUACGCACUGGACAUCAGCCCCGUGGUGCACCGCAUCCUCGUGUCCCCCAACCCUGCCAUGGAUGACCCGGCUCUUCUCUACCACAAAUGCCAGGUGGUCUUCUUUCUGCUGGCUGCCACUUUCUUCUCUGCCUUCACUCCUGAGCGCUGGUUCCCUGGCAGCUGCCACGUCUUUGGGCAGGGCCACCAGCUCUUCCAUGUCUUCUUGGUGCUGUGCACGCUGGCUCAGCUGGAGGCCGUGGCGCUGGACUACAAGGCCCGGCGGCCCAUCUAUGAACCUCUGCACACCUGCUGGCCCCACAACUUCUCCGGCCUCUUCUUGCUUACUGUAGGCAGCAGCAUCCUCACUGCAUUCCUUCUGAGCCAGCUGGUACGGCGCAAACUCAAUCUCGAUCGGAAGACCCAGUGAAGGGGGGUGGCAGCUUUUAGGGAGGGAGGUAUAGUGGGGGCCCAAGGGUCCGGGCUUGGCUCCAGAUGGGAACAAAGCCUGGUAAAAUUAAUUGUGUCUGGCCCGCGGUGACUUCUCUGUGCACGCCUCAGCUGCCAAGGGGGCCACUGGCCAGUCCUUGGAUUUGAGGAUUGGCUGGAGCUGCUGGGGUCCACUUCAGGGCCUGCCCCAGCUCCCUGCCCUGGGAGAGGGAAAGAGAAAGAUGUGGGCCACCCUGGUUUGCCUACCCCCAUUGCCUCUCACUUAGGGGUGAGGAUGGAGGAUCAGCUGGGGCCAAGACCCUGGCCUGGGCCUUCCAGAUUAUCUGGGAGUGGGUGAAGUUGAGAUUUAGGUCAGAGUCAGAUCUGAGCUGAGAGACAGGGGAAGCAUCAGCAACUGCCAUCUACCCAGAUUUCACUGGUAGAUAGGGAAAGGAGAGGCCCCAAAUGUGUGCAGAAUCUUACCAUUCUUGAACCCCAGCCUGAAAUUUUGGUGCUGCAGAGAGCCCCCAAAGAUAGAAGAUUGUGCCAGGUAGAAAUGGAUCCCAUCCAGUGCCCCAUACCUCUUCAGUCACUAUCCCAGACAGUGAGCCCUGACCUUCCUAGUUCUGGCUUCUAUGUCCCACACAUCCUGUUCCCAGUGACUUUCCUGGUUCCCUUGUUCAUGAUUCAGUGUUUAUCCAUUCAGUGUUUCUUGGGCAUCGGCUCAAAGGCAGACCACUGACUGGGCUCCGUGGAUCAAUGCAGGAUGGUAAAGGCUUUAAUAACGGAAUGAACUGUCAGGGGAAGCACUGAGGAGGGGAUAAUUAGUGUUGCCUGGGACCCUCAGGGUCUUGGGUUGGGAAGGGUGAAUAGGAGUUUACAGAUGGAGAAGAGGAAGGUCAUUCCAGGUAGAGGGGAAAACCUGUCCAAAGGCCAAGAGGUAUGGAAGAAGGAGUUCACUGCGGCUGGAGUUAGGAGUGGUCUGGACUCUGAUGUCCUGGAUGCAAUAAAGUGACUGUG